CUUCAGUUGAAGUCGAGACCACAUAUGAGCCAUCUUUCAUGCGAACAUCAUCUGGAGGAGUCUUUAAAGUCCACAGCUAUACAGCCAACCCUUCAGAUACCAUCGCGCCUUCUCGUAUUCAAGACUUGAUCUCAGAGUCCUUCUCCUAUGACAAUAGCACAGUAACUCUGGUUUGGACAGCUGUAGGAGAUGACAUGGACCACGGAACUGCAUACAGUUACGAACUUCGCUAUUCCACCAACUUCUCAGAGGUGCGAGACGACUUCAACAGGAGCCAUUUGGCCUCUCAAGAACAAGUGCUGUACGGCAAUCUAUCCCACGUCAAUGCUUCGGGAACAACGGAGAGUGUCACUAUUAUCCUUCCACAGAAGGGAGAGGACAUCGUUUAUUAUUUUGGUAUUCGAGCUUGGGAUGAGUCCGAGAAUGGAGGGGACUUGUCGAACAUUGUUUCACUGUCUAUCCGUUUCAUACCAGUGGCAUUACCAACCGUAGUGAUGCCUACCAUGCACGCUACUGAUGUAAUGACAGAGAUAAUUACUACUGUAGACAAGACAGAAUCGAUUGCUCCAGGAACCAUCGAAACUUCGUCAGAGACCACAGUAUCCAAGGAACCUGAGCCUUUGGAGCGAACAACACAACAAGAGAUUCCUGAUACAACGAAAGCCACGGAACUAACCGGACCAGAAGCACAGGCUGUAAUCAAUGGCCUGUCUUGCGCACUUAGUGCAGUUACCAUCAUAGCAGCAGUCAGUUUGGUGUACAUCUACUAUCUAAGGCAGAGCCUCUCCUUGGUGAAGCCGUUUACCCCGCCUAAAUCAGCCUGGGCACAGCAAGAACUUGCGGAUGUUGAGAUGGUACAAAAGGAUCCUAGCUACAUGAGGAAAAUUCUCGUUUAAACUAUAUACAUGAUAUAACCCCAAUUGCAUAUAGUUCUGACCCUUUCUGACUUUAAUACGCCGGCUACAUUUAUCUUUUUCUUCAAUUAGAUUUGUGUAGAUUAAAAGGAACUAUGUCCUUGAUGUUGAUGUAAAUGUAUAAUUAUCAGUAGUUAAAAAAUAAGAUGUUUCUUGCAUUUAGAUAAAUGAACCUAAAAAAGGGAAAAUGAAAUUGAGAUUUUAGUUUUAUAUCAUAAUCUAAAAUACGAAGUUCAGCUAUAGGCUGAAACAACUAAGCGUAAGAGUAGGCUUAUAUGUUCGCUCAUAUUUAUCCAAGGUUUAGGUGGUGUAGAUUUUUUCACCCAUUGUCUGUGUGUUCGUGUAUAUUAUCCUACGUACACUGUUAGAAAAAACAGAAGAUUUUGCAGAAGAAAAAUUAAAAAACAGAUUUUACAGAAAGAAGUAACCAAAUCGUUUGUAAAUUGUUUAAACAGGAAAUAUUUUUUUAAGUAGAAAAUUUCUAACAGUGUAGAAUUGAAAUGCCAUCAAAAAGUUGUAUUUGUAAAUGUACUUUAAAUUUCAGAUUUUUCUAAAGCUUGAAUUAUUUCAUUAAAGGCCUCCAUUUUUUUAUUUCUUGAUCUCGAAAUACGCAAGUAACGCAUUGAAAAUGCACCAACCGUAUCACGUGUUGUGAUUUUAAUUGUUGCUAUUUGAUUUUAGUGGAGAAAGUUGUUAAUUUUAAACGGAGAAUACAUUAUAUUGAUAAAUAUAAAACAUUUGGUUAUAAAUUUUACGCAGUUAGAAUUAAAGAAAUUAGAUAUCGAGCUUAUUACUGAUCGAAUUGAUAUGUGAUACAUGAUUACUAUGUGUUAUAUUAGUUUAGACGAGUCAA
Lytechinus pictus (painted urchin) is the source of this 1767-nucleotide messenger RNA. RefSeq names its product calcium-activated chloride channel regulator 1-like. The coding region runs from base 39 to 896 and encodes 285 amino acids. The record is from RefSeq and is a predicted model, not a curated record. NCBI's taxonomy places the organism in Eukaryota, Metazoa, Echinodermata, Echinoidea, Temnopleuroida, Toxopneustidae. The transcript is spliced from 2 exons.